This is a messenger RNA of Brassica rapa (field mustard), 705 nucleotides long. RefSeq names its product F-box/kelch-repeat protein At3g13680-like. NCBI's taxonomy places the organism in Eukaryota, Viridiplantae, Streptophyta, Magnoliopsida, Brassicales, Brassicaceae. The record is from RefSeq and is a predicted model, not a curated record.
AUGAAGACAAUUUUCGAUCUUCCAGUGGAUUUGGUAGAGGAUGAGAUAUUCUCGAGGGUGUUGAUUUCAUCUCUGAGAUCAGUGAGAUCAACCUGGAAGGUUCUUGAUGAUGUCACUCCAGACUGGGAGAUAUGGGAUCAUCAUCUACACAACGUGUCUUUGAAAGGAAACGCUUAUUUUUCUGCUCACAAGAUCAUAACGGAGGAGGGGAGGAGUACUGUUGCAGGUUUCUUCGUCUGUUUUGAUUUCACAACAGAGAGAUUCGGACCGCUUCUGCCUCUGCCGUGUCAGUAUCAUCGUGGACGAGUUUCUGUGUCUUAUUCUUGUGUUAGAGAGGAACAGCUCGCUGUAUUGUAUCAACACUGCGAUGCACGUGAGACGACCGAGAUUAGUGUUACGGAUAAGAUUGGUCCUGAUGUUGUGUCUUGGACAAAGUUUCUGAAAGUGGUCUCGAGCAUUUGUGUUCACCCUUCUUCCAGUAGCUUUUUCAUUGACGUGGAGAAGAAAAUUGUUGUUGUUUUCCUUCUAGAAAUGGUCCACGACUAUCUCUACCAAACUGCUCAUGUCUUCGGACAAGAUGGAUACUUCAAAUCUGUGAGAAUCCGACAAGCUCUUCUCGAAGACGUUUUCUCUAGUCCGACACUGGUGUGCUCUUCGUAUCUUCCAAGCUUACUGCAACCAACCAUGCUAAUUGAAAGAAUGUGA